AUGGCGGCCACCGAGCAACUGGCCAUGGUGCUCAUUAUAUUGCGCUAUCUGGCCACCAACAGUCAUCAGACAGUGAUUGCGGACUGUUUUGGUAUAAGCCAGAAGGCAGUGAGCGACGUAGUGACGCAAAUGGUGGAUGCGCUCAAUCAACCCGAUAUCGAAGCACGUUUCCCCCGCUUCUGGCCUUCUGGUGAACGGUGGUGCUUGCGAAGACCUCAAGAAUUUGCCAAGAACCCGAGAUUUACGAGUGCUCAUUAUGUUACGCUAUCUGGCCACACUCAUCAGACAGUGAUUGCGGACUGUUUUGGUAUAAGCCAGAAGGCAGUGAGCGACGUAGUGACGCGAAUGUUGGAUGCGCUCAAUCAACCGAUAUCGAAGCACGUUUCCCCCGCUUCUGGCCUUCUGAUGAACGGUGGUGCUUGCGAAGAUCUCGAGAAUUUGCCAAGAACCCGAGAUUUACGAGACCUUAUUGAACUGCAUGAAAUGAGGGGAGCGAUAGUUGUACAAGCGUCACUAGCGCAGAGAAUUGACAGCUGA
This is a messenger RNA of Strongylus vulgaris, 537 nucleotides long. NCBI's taxonomy places the organism in Eukaryota, Metazoa, Nematoda, Chromadorea, Rhabditida, Strongylidae. The record is from the annotation of a GenBank genome assembly.